This is a messenger RNA of Tigriopus californicus, 4544 nucleotides long. RefSeq names its product protein draper-like. Lineage: Eukaryota; Metazoa; Arthropoda; Copepoda; Harpacticoida; Harpacticidae. The transcript has 19 exons. Bases 790 to 4293 code for a protein of 1167 amino acids. Gene Ontology annotation, molecular function: protein binding. The record is from RefSeq and is a predicted model, not a curated record.
AGCAAGCAAGCAGGGAACACGGACAAACUUGGAACAAGAAAACUUGUGAAAAUAAAAAUGUUGUCGCUGGAUUAAAAAAGGAUUUCAGAUAAUUCUUUCGUGGACACACUUGCUGAACGAGUGGGACUUCUGGCCUUAUUUAUUCAAGGAGGAAAGAAACGUGUCAGAAGAGUUGUGCUAGCUUGUAGGUGUCGGUUGUGAGUGUGUGAGAAAAAAAAGUCCGCGAGAUUUGAAGAUCACCAUGUCCAAUAUUGGAGGGUUUCAAGAAAAGCAUUUGCAAAUGAAGGCUCGGGUCGUCAAGGCUUAAAUGCCACACUGCGGAAAACCAUUGGCUCCCAGGGAUCCACCCGGAGGAACCGGGCGGAAAUGAUAAAAGUGUCAUUAACAGACAGUUAAAAAGGAAAACUAUGGCCCUGAAGACCUCCACGAUAUCAAAAGUGGAUACUCAAGACCUAUGACCAAACUUUCUAUUUUGGUCGGCCUUGAAAACGAGCAAACCUUCGAGCAUUCAUGGCAUGACCAAAUUUAGCCUCAAGGCCACCGGACAACGAUAGGCUUCUUGAGUUUGGAGAAUCGUCGAAAAUCCCGCUCAACAACAUGCCAGCUGCCACUCUGUUAUGAGUGUUGACAUUCAUAGCCUGUUCAGGGUUGCUGUUCUGUGGUGGAGCCAGGGCCAAAGACAAGAUUGAAGAGUUUGUGACCCUGCCCAACUCAUACAGCAAUGUGAACCUAGGCAAUCUGGAUAUCGUCCCUGGAUCAGAUUUCCCACUGUCUAAUGAUCCCAAAUUGAUGGGACCCAAUGUGUGCACGAAGCAGGAGCCGUACACGGUGCAAGUCAAAGUGGAAGAAAAACAACCCUACAGACUUCGGACGUACACGUGGUGUUGGGCUUUCCCUCUGCGCUGUUCCAAGUACAAGAUACAAAUGAAGACAAUCUAUCGGACAGAGAUGAUCCAUAAAUGGCGACCCGUGGAUGUCUGCUGCAAAGGCUAUGCUCGAAGUUCCAAUGGUACCAAUUGUGUGCCCGUGUGCUCCCAUCGAUGCUACCGAGGGACCUGCGUGGAUCCGGAUGUGUGCGAAUGUGAACCCGGCUACGGUGGACCUUCUUGCUCCAAAUCUUGUCCUCCGGGUCGUUGGGGAGAGGAUUGUGGCAACGAUUGUCCCUGCUUGAACGGGGCCCAUUGUGAUCCACUCUCGGGGGAGUGCACCUGCGGUGCGGGUUGGAAAGGCAAGCAAUGCAACAUUAAAUGCCCGUACUCCACUUACGGGCAAGGCUGCCAGGAGCGAUGUAAAUGCCAAAAUGGAGGGAGUUGCGACCACGUGUCCGGGGCUUGUUCCUGCCCUGCUGGUUGGAAAGGAGCCUUAUGUGAUGAACCGUGCCCUCCAGGAACUCAUGGCACCGAGUGCAAAUCUUCUUGUCAGUGCCAAAAUGGGGGAUCUUGUCACCCAGUCAACGGCAAGUGCUACUGCCCUAAGGGCUGGACGGGCUUAGUGUGUGCCAAUCCUUGUCCUCCAGGAACUUACGGUGUGGAUUGCAAGGAGCGGUGCGAUUGCUACAAUGGCGCCCUCUGUGACCACGUGAAUGGGGAGUGUAAGUGCUUACCCGGAUUCCAAGGCAACAAAUGCCAAGAGCAGUGUCCCUACGGAAAGUAUGGGAUGAAUUGUGAGCAUGCCUGCCAAUGUCAGCAUGGGGGGACGUGUGAUCCCAUGGAUGGAUCAUGCUCUUGUCUCGAAGGCUGGGCUGGACAGUUGUGUGAAAGCAGGGCAUGCCAGGACCCAAGUACAUAUGGGCCUCAUUGUUCCCUCAUCUGUUCCUGUCAUCCAAACAAUACCGAACUGUGUCACCCGUGGACUGGAGCUUGUAUCUGCAAUUCAGGCUAUGCGGGGUAUCACUGCCAUCGCCCGUGCCCGGUUUACACUUUUGGAAGGGAUUGCCGUGAGGUUUGCUCUUGCCAAAACGAAGCUUACUGCGAUCCCACCAACGGACAGUGCACGUGUUCACCGGGAUACAAGGGCGCCAAAUGCAACGAAGAGUGUCCGGAUGGGUUUUAUGGCAAGAAUUGCCAUUACAAAUGUCGCUGCAAGAACCGAGCCAGAUGUCAUUCGUCGACGGGAAGGUGCGACUGCACACCGGGAUGGCAGGGAAUAUUCUGCGACACGCCCUGUCCGGCCGGUUUUUACGGGUCCGAAUGCAAGCAACAAUGCCAGUGCCAAAAUGGGGCUUCUUGUGACCACGUGACAGGUCAAUGUAAAUGCCCUUCUGGUUUCAAGGGCCGCAAUUGUGAAAUUCCUUGUGAGCGAGGCCGUUUUGGAAUUGGUUGCGCAUAUCGUUGCAAUUGUGAGACUUCCAAUUCAGAUGGUUGUGACCCUAUUACGGGACGAUGCCUUUGUAAGGCAGGAUGGAGAGGUGUAAGAUGUGAAUCCAUAUGCGAAAGGGGUCGUUUUGGAACGAAUUGUCAAAACGUAUGCGAAUGCGAAAACGGAAGCUCAUGUGAACCCCAGUCAGGUCGAUGCGUUUGCGAACGCGGCUACACAGGAGCCAGGUGCGACCGUCCAUGUCAGAAAGGCUUCUACGGGUCAAAUUGCAAACAGGCCUGUCCUCCCUGUACCUCUGGCUACGGGACGUGUGACUAUCUCACGGGUCAAUGCGAAUGCGAGCCAGGGUACACCGGGUUCUUCUGCAUGGAACCUUGUCCCAAGGGCGCCUUCGGACGCCGGUGUCUGGGGAAGUGCAAUUGCCAGAACCAUGGCGAGUGUUAUCACGUCAACGGAGAAUGCAGAUGUCCAGGUGGAUGGAUGGGACUUGAUUGCCGAGAGCCAUGUCCUUUGGGAACGUUCGGUCCCAAUUGCACCCACUCGUGUUACUGCCAUAACGAUGCCACGUGCAACCCAGUGGACGGCCGAUGCAAAUGCAAACCCGGUUACACUGGGACUCGAUGCGAAGAGUUGUGUCCGGAAGGAUAUUGGGGCGAGGACUGCUAUGAGGCGUGUCAGUGUUCCAAUGAGAACUUUGUCUGCCACCCCACCGAGGGCUGCGUGUGCCGCCCAGGGUUCAUAGGAAGCAAUUGCCAGUUGUCCAGUGCCAAUCCAAAUGCUAAAACUGGAGACCUGGAGGGUGCCGGUGAUUCGGGAGCCAUCUCCCAAGACCAUAGCGACAGUGGAACAUUGGCUGGUAUCAUCAUUGUGAUCUUUCUGGGUGGAGUCAUUAUAUUCAUAAUGGUCUACCAUCGGUAUCAAAAGCGGUUGAAGCGCCUGAAAACCGAACUGGCCCAUGUUCAUUAUCACGCAGAUCCUUCCACUCAACCCGAUCGACACCAUUUUGAUAAUCCAGUGUACACUCCUGGAUUCCUAGGGUCGCCACGCCCAAUGUCCGUGUCUCAAACCAUACCUGCUCACUCCCUCAACAACAGCUGCAGUCGGGUGAUCAAUCAUUUCAACGGGACUCACAAGAAGAACGUCAAUUCGGAGAGGGAGAAGCUCAGCGGGAGCGGAGGUGUGGCAGGGGGUGCGGCCUCUGGUUAUGGAAAAGACGCCAGGUAUCGCUCUCGAGAAAUGGAAGAGGAUGAGGAUGACUCUGCCAGUGACCAAGGUGGUUUUGGUUGCACUGGAAAUGCGUUUGGCUAUGCAACGCUGAACAACCGCAAGAAUUGUGAUGCUGACACCAACAAUCCAAAUUUAUAUGUGUCCAUCGACGAAUUGAAGGACAACAGAAAAUUAGAAAAUAUGUAUGAGGAGAUUCAGAAAAAGGCUGCGGCCGCUUCAUCAACGGGUCUGGGCGGGCGCUCCACUCUCCAAAGAGAAGACCCUCGUGAUGACUCAGGAGAGUACAUGGGUGGCUCUUUGAGCUACGACAAACUGGAAUUCACCAGGCCUUUAAACGAGUUGAAACCCAACUACCAGUCCACUUCCACAUUAAGGUCAAACAAAACUUCCGAAAGAAGACUCCAAGACCAAGACCACGACUCCUCUCAGAACGCUUCCAAUGUCAGUCUACGUCAACGUCAUUCCACUGGUCACCUCUCUCAGGGCCAAAUCCCAAAGGUUGGUGACUUCUCGAAUGAGGUCCUUCGAAGUAUAGGCACUCUAAAUUCCUCCAAGUUGAGCAGUUCAGGGGAUCCCCUGGGUCAACCUCAAAAACAGCUCUCUCCGCCUCAGACUCGAGAACCCGACUCCGGGAUAUCCAGUGCCCGUAGUACGGGCACCAUUCCGUGGAGCCAAAGUGAGGCCGUGCUGCCGGCCUUGAAGAAACCAGGAGGCGAGAUCGAGGGCUUGCAGGAAGAGCAUGAGUUGUGAUAACGUUUCCAGUCAUAAGCAAACCAUUCCCUGUUUAUUAAAUGUCAUAGAUAUGCGAGACAAAGACAGAUACAAUAAUGUUAUCCACGGCUGUGACGAAAACCAACCCAUAUAAGUAAUGUAAUUGGAAUCGACGUGUAUUCCAGGGUAUGAGAGCAAUAUUCAGCACGCGCAAUAUGCAUUCAUAGCGAUCCAUGAUAUACCUAUCCAAAGUUCAAGCGUUGCAUUAAACCAGUGCGUUAAAAAAAGAA